AUGCAUGGUCGUGGGAACCCUCAAGACCGGGCCAUAUUGUACGGUUGUGAAAGUGACGACGUUGCCGCUUCCUGGAAGACUGGCAUCGAGUCCAAGGAGCUGGCCGCAUCACCUUUCAGCCAUCUUCCAAUUCUUGGAUAUGUCACGUCGGGUGGAUUCUCGCUUCAACUUGGUCGCGGGCAUGGAAUCGCUGUUGUUGGCCUGAAGCGUCUGAUUGAAAUGAGCAAAAUAUGUCAAGGCAAGUUUGAUGGCUCGAUGGCUACCAGUGCCCUGGUACUCUUGCAUUGA
Messenger RNA from Rhizoctonia solani, 288 nucleotides. Its product is annotated as ribonuclease P protein subunit p29. The coding region runs from base 1 to 288 and encodes 95 amino acids. Lineage: Eukaryota; Fungi; Basidiomycota; Agaricomycetes; Cantharellales; Ceratobasidiaceae. The transcript has 4 exons. The record is from RefSeq and is a predicted model, not a curated record.